AUGCGCGUGAUGAUGGAGGGGUUCUACCUAGAAGCCCGCGCGUUGCUGGCAUUGGCUCUGCCAAGCGCACUCUCCACAUACUGCUACUUUGCUGUAUCAAUUACUGAGCUGAGUGUCAUGGGUCACUUGGGCGUGGACGAACUGGCCUCAGUUGCGUACGCGCAAUUGUGUUUAGACUUGUCCACACUCGUUUUCAUGCAGGGCUUCAAUGGUGGUAUGAAUUCGCUCUGCUCGCAGGCCUUCGGCGCCAAGAACUAUCACUUGGUGGGCGAAUACACGCUGUUAACGAGUCUUCUGGUAACCAUAGCCUGCGUGCCGAUGGCUCUGCUCUGGUGGAACCUUGAUAGCCUGCUCCUCACGGCGGGUGUUGCAGAGCACGUGGCCUUUUUAGCAGGACAGUAUGGUCGGCUGUCGUUGCUUUGGUUGUGGCCACGCAGCAUGUUCCAAGUGCUCGCGAGUUUCUACCAGGCGCAAAACAUUGUCCUCCCGACUGCCGCCUUCGACGUGCUCAUGGUCGCUUUCAAUGGCUUCUUCGCCAUUGGGUUCACGUACGGUCGCUUUUGGCUACCCGAGCUUGGAUUCAUUGGUUGUCCACUGGGUACUGCAGUGGCGGUGACUCUGAGACUCGUGAGCUACGUCGCGUACAUGAACGUCUACCGUCGAUACCAUUUGCAAUGCUCGUGGCGUUGGGAUACCCACUUUCUCGAUAAACAGAUUAUCUGGAAUUUGGUAUCGGUAGGCGUGCCGCUUGCAGCCGGCGAGUUGCUGGAGAAUUCACAGUUGACCGUGCUGACGCUUUUUGCAGCCAACAUUGGUGAGCUCCAGCUAGGGACACACAACUCUAUGAUGGAGUUGUUCUUCUUUGCUACUUCGCCACUUUACGCUGUCAUCGGUGGCUCGGUCACUCGAAUCGGGAACCACCUUGGUGCUGGCCAGCCGUCGCAAGCUGGUCUUGCAGCUAGGAUAUGUGGGGUCUGCAUCGUCACACUCACUACGACAAACAGCGUGGUUAUCGUUAGCUCGCGGCGGCAUCUGGGCCAAAUAUUCUCGGACGACCCGGUGGUCAUCUCAGCGUUUAGUCAGGUGUGUUCUCUGGCAGCGCUGGCUUAUUUUAUACUGUCAUUCUUCUGCUAUGCCCUGGCUGUGCUUCAAGCUCAAGCACGGCCAAUGCCACUGGCAGUAGGAAUGGUUGCUGGUGCUUGGCUAGUCGGCAUACCUUCAGCUUACCUGUUGGGUGUCCAUACAACUCACCCAAGUCUGCUGGGUAUUUGGGAGGGCAUGAUAUGCGGGUAUACCGUGACUUCUGUUGUUAGCUUUUUCCCAGCGUUUGUGCAACCAAAUUGGCAAGAAGAGGCUGACAAAGCAGUCAAGCGCUCGCAUUUGAAGGAAAAGGAGCUAGCAUCUCCUCAAGAAUCGGACCGCUUGUUAGCAUAG
This is a messenger RNA of Phytophthora nicotianae INRA-310, 1434 nucleotides long. RefSeq lists its product as hypothetical. The transcript has 2 exons. Gene Ontology annotation, biological process: transmembrane transport. NCBI's taxonomy places the organism in Eukaryota, Oomycota, Peronosporomycetes, Peronosporales, Peronosporaceae. Gene Ontology annotation, cellular component: membrane. The record is from RefSeq and is a predicted model, not a curated record. Gene Ontology annotation, molecular function: xenobiotic transmembrane transporter activity; antiporter activity. The coding region runs from base 1 to 1434 and encodes 477 amino acids.